Molecule: messenger RNA, 531 nt
Organism: Ornithodoros turicata
Lineage: Eukaryota; Metazoa; Arthropoda; Arachnida; Ixodida; Argasidae
Exons: 4
Coding region: 1-531 (176 amino acids)
Source: RefSeq, a predicted model, not a curated record
AUGGCCCCCGCGGCGUUCGACACCUUGUUGGGACAUGUUCGGGGAUCCAUCGAACGCAGGGACACACGCUGGAGGAAAGCCAUCCCUGCGAGUGAAAGGCUGGCAUUGACUCUCAGGUUCCUGGCCAAUGGUGACACGUUUCGGAGCGCCUCAUUUAACUUUCUUGUUGGCCGCUCAACAGCCAGCAAAAUAAUUAAUGAGACAUGCGAGGCCAUAUGGAACGGCCUCCAGGGGCAGUACCUAGCCUUUCCGUCGACAACUGAAGAAUGGAGACAGAUUGCAUCUGAAAUGGAAACAAGAUGGCAGUUUCCCAACUGCAUUGGGAGCAUCGACGGAAAGCACAUUGUAAUUGAAUGUCCAGCCAAGUCUGGCUCGCAGAACUACAACUACAAGGGAACCUUCAGUGUAGUCCUCCUUGCCGUCUGUGAUGCUCAGUACCGCUUCACCUAUGUUGACAUGGGGCACCUUGGCGGUGAAAGUGAUGCUGGGACCUUUGCCCGUUCAAAGCUUCUGCAAGUGCUUGAAGCUUGA